Lonchura striata (white-rumped munia) is the source of this 2395-nucleotide messenger RNA. The record is from RefSeq and is a predicted model, not a curated record. Lineage: Eukaryota; Metazoa; Chordata; Aves; Passeriformes; Estrildidae.
GGUUCAUUUAGGGAGUUGUUGCAAGCUUUGUCAAAAGGCAUUUGUCACAGCAUCAUGCUGCAGGCAUUCCCCUCCGGCCGGAUUUCUGUGUACAGCAUUCCAGCUCCAGGUGCUGCAGGGCAGGAAAGUCUGUGUGUUUCUGACUGCCCAUCCUACCAAGAAGGUAGGAUGAAUCGUUUCUACAAAUGGGUGAAGCUGUGUUUUUGGAGGAGAUGUCUUCUAGGAAUAUUACCUACAGUUUCUUUAACAGUGACAGCAAUUGUGCUGCUCCUGCACUACUCACUGUCAUUUUCCUUUAUUUAUAUCAGUGGAAGUGUAGAAAUUCCUAAUUUGACUUAUACAAAUGACCUCAAUGAUCCAACAUCACAGAAGUUCAUCCUGCAAGCAAAGGCAAUCCAAAAUUAUUUGGCAGAAACAUAUGAAUCUUCCUUCUUGGGAAAGUACUACUUGAAGUCUGUAGUGGCUGCUUUCAGUGAAGGAGAAUCUGGGCUACGAGCUUACUUCUGGAAUACAUUCUGGGCACCACAAGAUAUGGUUGCUUCUCUUAAAAAAUUAACCCUAGUGAAACAAAAAGAAAUCUGUAGUAAACAAGCAAUUCCCUUGUUCAGUUCUGUGCAGGAAGAUUUUGAUCUUGUUACAAUGGAGCUUUUUGUUUCAGAUUCCACAGAAUAUGAUAUGAUGUUAAGAUCAGCAGUAUCCUUUGACCUGUAUGCCAAGCCAGGUAACAACAGGACUCUAACUCUGAUGAAUCCCAAAAAGUCUUUUUAUCAAUGGAGACUGAGAGUUCCUUCUAAUUACGUGGUGAGACUGGUAGUUAUCACUCAGCAUGGUGUCACUCCAGAGAGCUGUGCAUCACACCACUUGUCAGCAUAUGAUUUCCUUCUUCCACUGAAGAACAAGAUCAUCACCAGAUGGUGUGGGCCUGGGGCCUGGACUCCUUCUGUUGUGCGUUUGACUUCAUCGAGUAAUGUGAUGUUGCUUACCUUCUCACUGGAUCAAAGAGGAGAAAGCAAUAUAUUAAAAGCUCACUUUCAAGCUGUUCCUAAAAUCAUAUGUGGUGGUCAUUUCAUUUCCUGGAAUGGGACACUGAGUUCCCCUUAUUACCCAAGUUAUUAUCCACCAAACAUCGACUGCACCUGGAUCAUCAAGGCACCAUUGCCUGGCUACAAGCUCUCAAUAAAAAUUCUUGUAAUACAAAUUCAAGAGAAGUCUCCAGGGUCCAGUAAAUGUGAUAAAGACUGGCUAGAAAUUGAUGGAGUUAGAUACUGUAAAGCUCUUUCAGAAAACAACAGGAACAGAGAAUAUGGCUAUUCUGUUGCAAUCAACUUCCAUUCUGAUGAGCUGGUCACCCACAGAGGGUUUUAUAUUGAAUACAAAGCUUUCAGUCACACAGACCGUUGUAAUCCAGAACAACUGAACUGUGGUGAUGGGAAGUGUAAACCUCAGCAUAAGUCUUGUAAAGAUGAUGACAGCUGCAGGCAGGACAGUGAUGAAAACAACUGCUCCUACAAAAGUUGCUCUCCUUAUGCAUACAAAUGCCUCAAUGGAAAGUGCUUGCUGAAACCAAAUCCUGAGUGUGAUGGGAAGAGAGACUGUGCAGAUGGAUCAGAUGAAAUGAACUGUGCUUGUGGAAGGCACCAACUUAAGGAAACCAGAAUUGUUGGAGGUGAAGAUGCGAGAUCUGAGAAGUGGCCUUGGCAAGCAAGUUUGCAGAUGGGGGCACGUGGCCACGUGUGUGGUGCAUCUGUCAUCUCCAGCAAGUGGCUCAUAUCUGCUGCCCAUUGCUUCCUGGAUUCUGAUUCUGCAAGAUACUCUGUUCCAAUGGGAUGGAGAGCGUAUAUGGGCUCACAUACUAUUAAUGAAAAGAGCAAUCGUGUAGCUAUGAGAUCAAUCACAAGGAUUAUUGUCCACCCACAGUAUGACCAAUCUAUCUCAGACUAUGACAUUGCCCUGUUGGAAAUGGAGACACCUGUACUCUUCAGUGAGCUGGUACAGCCCAUUUGUUUACCCAGCACCUCUAGAGUGUUUCUUUAUGGAACUGUCUGCUAUGUAACUGGCUGGGGAGCCAUAAAAGAAAAUAGUCAUCUUGCCAAAACACUGCAGGAAGCUCGAGUGAGAAUGAUUAACCAAAGUGUUUGCAGCAAGCUCUAUGAUGAUCUCAUUACUUCACGUAUGCUGUGUGCUGGGAACCUUGAUGGUGGUGUUGAUGCAUGCCAGGGAGAUUCUGGAGGCCCCUUGGCCUGCACAGGGAAAGGCAAUAGGUGGUACCUUGCUGGCAUCGUGAGCUGGGGCGAAGGCUGUGCUCGGCGCAAUCGUCCCGGUGUGUACACCAAGGUGGCAGCUCUUUAUGACUGGAUCCGUCAGAACACAAACUGAUGAGCCAAGGAGAAAAUGC